GGGCGGGGUGAGGUGCGCGCGGACUUCUGGGAAAGCCCAGGAAGGCGGGGCAGGCGUGAAUCCCUGCAGGGCUGAUUUGGCUGCGGCGCGGGCGGUAACGGCCUGGUCAGACCAUCAUGACUUCAACAAAUAAAGCUGUUGAGUUACAACUACAAGUGAAGCAAAAUGCCGAAGAAUUACAAGAUUUUAUGAGGGAUUUAGAAAACUGGGAAAAAGACAUUAAAGAAAAGGAUAUGGAACUAAGAAGACAGAAUGGUGUUCCUGAAGAGAAUUUACCCCCUAUUAGGAAUGGGAAUUUUAGGAAAAAGAAGAAAGGCAGAGCUAAGGAAUCUUCUAAAAAAACCAAAGAGGAAAACACAAAAAACAGAAUAAAAUCUUAUGAUUAUGAUGCAUGGGCAAAACUUGAUGUGGACAGUAUCCUUGAUGAGCUUGACAAAGAAGAUAGUACACAUGAUUCUGUGUCUCCAGAAUCAGAGUCAGAAGAAGAUGGGAUUCACGUAGAUUCUCAGAAGGCUCUUGCUCUAAAAGAAAAGGGCAAUAAAUACUUCAAACAAGGCAAGUAUGAUGAAGCUAUUGAGUGCUACACAAAAGGCAUGGAUGCUGACCCAUAUAAUCCUGUGUUGCCAACAAACAGAGCGUCAGCCUACUUUAGAUUGAAAAAAUUUGCUGUUGCUGAGUCUGAUUGUAAUUUAGCAAUUGCUUUGAAUAGGAGUUAUACAAAAGCUUAUGCCCGACGAGGUGCUGCUCGAUUUGCUUUGCAAAAAUUACAGGAUGCCAAGAAAGAUUAUGAAAAAGUAUUAGAACUAGAACCUAAUAACUUUGAAGCAACAAAUGAACUCAGGAAAAUUAAUCAGGCUAUAACAUCCCAAGAAAACUCAUAUGCACAGGAAGCUGACAUAGUGAUUAAGGCAACUGAAGGAGAGAAAAAACAAACCGAAGAACUACAGAAUAAGCAGCAGGCCAUUACAGAGAAAGAUCUGGGUAAUGCGUUUUUCAAAGAGGGGAAGUAUGAAAGAGCAAUUGAAUGCUAUACUCGAGGCAUAGCAGCAGAUGGCGCAAAUGCCCUUCUUCCAGCUAACAGAGCCAUGGCCUAUCUGAAGAUUCAGAAAUAUGAAGAAGCUGAAAAUGACUGCACUCAAGCUAUUUUAUUAGAUGGCUCAUAUUCUAAAGCUUUUGCCAGAAGAGGAACUGCAAGAACAUUUCUGGGAAAGCUAAAUGAGGCCAAACAAGAUUUCGAAACUGUUUUACUACUGGAACCUGGAAAUAAGCAAGCAGUAACUGAACUUUCUAAAAUUAAAAAGGAAUUAAUUGAGAAAGGACACUGGGAUGACGUCUUUCUUGAUUCCACCCAAAGACAAAAUGUGGUAAAACCCAUUGAUCAUUCAGCCCAUCUUGGAUCAAGUAAACCACUCAAGAAGGUUAUUAUUGAAGAAACUGGUAAUUUGAUACAGACUAUUGAUGUACCAGAUAGCACUACUGCUGCUGCUCCAGAGAGUAACCCUAUUAAUCUAGCAAAUGUAAUAACAGCCACAAGCACCACAAGUAAGAAGAAUUCAAGCCAAGAUGACCCUUUGCGCACAAGUGAUACUCCAAGAGCAAAAGUAUCAAAAAUAGAAGAAAUCAGUGAUACUUCAGCUCUGCCACCUCAAGUCAGUUUGAAACCAGCCGUGUGUCAGUCUUUGAGGGAGAAGAUUUCUAUAGAGGUAGAACAGACACCUGCCCAGUUUGUCACAACUCUUCCUCCAAUUCCUGCAAACUCAUUUCAGCUUGAAUCCGAUCUCCGACAACUGAAAGGUUCUCCAGAUAUGUUGUAUCAGUAUUUAAAGCAAAUUGAACCAUCCUUAUAUCCUAAGUUGACAAAUCUAGAUCCAGAUGUAUUCAAUCAAAUAAUUAAAAUUCUGCAUGACUUUUACAUUGAGAGAGAAAAGCCAUCACUCAUCUUUGAAAUUUUACAAAGACUUUCUGAACUAAAAAGGUUUGAUAUGGCAGUGAUGUUUAUGUCAGAACCCGAGAAAAAGCUUGUACAUGCAUUAUUCAGUCACAUAGAAAAAUCAGGAUUGAAGGAUAAUUCUGUUGAACAGCUCAAGAGAAGAUAUGGUGGUUGAUUUCCAUUUUUCCUAAAAUUAUUAUUUUUAACUUACAUAUGUGAAUUUUUUUACUGAAAAUGAAUGUUUUGUUUUCCUUUUUAAGAAAAUAAAAUCAUACAACAAAGGACUAUCUUUGGACAUAAGCUAAUUAACUAUAAAGUGAAUUGUGAUUUAACUAGGGACAAAUAUAUUGAACUAUUUAUAAGUAUGUUUCUGCAAAUAAAAAUAUAAGCAAUGAGA
Molecule: messenger RNA, 2327 nt
Organism: Tupaia belangeri chinensis (Chinese tree shrew)
Lineage: Eukaryota; Metazoa; Chordata; Mammalia; Scandentia; Tupaiidae
Gene: RPAP3
Product: RNA polymerase II associated protein 3
Exons: 17
Coding region: 117-2105 (662 amino acids)
Cellular component (GO): protein folding chaperone complex
Molecular function (GO): protein binding
Source: RefSeq, a predicted model, not a curated record